Molecule: messenger RNA, 204 nt
Organism: Trypanosoma grayi
Lineage: Eukaryota; Euglenozoa; Kinetoplastea; Trypanosomatida; Trypanosomatidae
Exons: 1
Coding region: 1-204 (67 amino acids)
Source: RefSeq, a predicted model, not a curated record
AUGUUCCGCUCGGUAGCCAUGUUGAUCAGCACAUUCGACAUCUCCGAAACGAACUGCGACAGGCUGGGGGCAUCGCUGGGCGCGCUGAUCUCAGCCUCCGGCAGCAUGGUGGUGCACACGUCCUCGUACCGCGGGCAAGUAAUGUUGCCGUUCCCACCGAAGUCGCCGUGCGCCCUCAGAGACUUCCCCUCCGGGCAGAAGUAA